GUUAACGGCAAGAGCAGAGGUACCGAAUUAUCGCUUAUAAUUUUUGUUCUGUUUGUGAAAAAGUGCAAGUGCCUAACUUUUCAAUUUGUAUGCACACAUGCAUAAAUUGGCUUCAUUUAAAUGAUUCGAAAUACGAAAAUUGUUUAAAAAAUAAGUUAAACAAAGCAAAAGAAAAACUCCAACAAUGUCCAGUGACGAAUCUACAUCUACGCACAUCUCCGAUAUUUCCAGCCAGGCUGAAAAGGAAAAAUUAAAGCCACAUAAGGCUGAACAAUGGGAAAUAAAUGUGAUUGGAAACUUUUUGUUGACACUGUAUCAUCGAAUGAAGAUAACACCUAAAAACGAUUGGCUUUGCCAUAAAACCGAUAUUCGCAAGGAAUUUGAGCAAUUUGCUACGCCAGAUUUGAUGCAGCGUUUUAAAAAAGCGAAUGGCACCGAUAAUAUUGGUACUCUAUUGCACCGCUGUGGUUUUCUCUGCAAUACACCAAGAGGUAGUCAUUUCUACAAGUUGAAAAGCAAAAUUAUUUUUGAAUUUCGUCACAAGAAAAUGAUGGAGCAAGAUAGAAAUAGACUGAAUGAUGACACAAAUUCUCCCACAACUGCAGGCGUUGAAGAUAUUCUAAGUGAUUUAGUGGCACAUCAACAGUUGUGCCCUUUGCAAGUGAAUUAUGAAAUUGAUGAGGAUUCUCCGGUUUACCCUCUACAAUACGAGGGUACUACAAUGCAAGAAAGGCGCCAUAAUUUCUAUCCAACCAACAUGAGUUGUUAUAUAUGCCAGGAAGAUUUUACCACAAUGAAUGGCUAUGAGGAGCAUAUUCAAAUUCACAAUGACGGAAAGGAUUUUGAAUAUUUAAAAGAGUUAUCUCAAUUCGAUUCACCUAUAUUUACAAUGACCUAUCGCUUAUGUAAAAAUUCACAUCAUUUCUGUUUUACCAUCGAGACGGAUAGAUUUGAUUUGAUGAUCGAAAAAAUAAUUAUUGUUCAAUCCCGUUCGAUGUUUUAUGUUCACAAUAUGCGCGUACCCUAUGCGAUGCCGGCAAGCCGUCGAGAAAAUUUUUUUGUUGAUUCACAUCUAUUUACGAUAUUUGUAGAGCAACCUAUUAUCUUGAUAUGCCAUUUAGCCAGCAGCAAGGAGACGAUUAUUAUUGAGGAGCAUCAUUUUAUGCGUUCCGAAGAAUUCCCGAAAGUAAAUUUGGUUUUAAAACCCACUCAAUUGCCGUCAAAAAAAACAUUUAGAGCAAUUUUACCGUUAUAUGAUUACUUUCCGCCCCUGGAAAUUCGAGAUGCAUUAAACGAUAAUUUCAUUUAUGAAAAGUUAAUGAAAACUUCCCCCGAAUUUAACGAUUAUAUACGAAAUGAAAAACAAUUAAAAUCCCAUACCAUUGGACAAACAUUGACCACGCUUUUGCACAUUGAGGAUAUGGAUGCAAUGAAGGAAUAUUUAAAUUUGCUGCAGCACAAUGUAAAACUUCGCUGUUUUGGCAAUGUGUAUAGUGUUAAGUUGCACCCAAAACAACGCGUCCACAUCGAAAAUAUAUUAACAGUUUUUGAUGAAGUCAUACUAACCACACGAAAAGACAUAAAGGCGGGUUCUGAACAAUUAGUCAAAUUAAUAUUGCAAAAUAAGGAUGAUAUGAAGGAGUCUGAUACAUAUUUGGGCUACAUUGAAGAUGUCAAUUCUGGACGUGUAGCUUUCAAGUGUUACCACACACUCGAUUUAAAACGGUCGUAUACGGUAGUAUUUCGUCCAUCACGUUUGCAAUUGCGUUUACAAUAUCGUGCCAUGGAGAUGUUGCCCAGCGUAAUGCCCUUCUUGAAAAAGUUCCUGUUUCCCAGUCAAUUGCUACCAAUGGAGCCCUCUUAUAAAAACUUGAGUCUUUACAACGCAUCCAUUGCCCACAAUCCUGAACAAUUGCAAGCUGUUCGCAACAUAGCUGAAGGGCCACGUAAUGAUGCCACUUAUAUAAUAUUUGGCCCCCCAGGCACUGGUAAGACAACAACACUGGUCGAAGCUAUUUUACAAGUUUGGAAGCGAGAUGGAACUAAAAUUUUAGUGACUGCCUCUUCGAAUAGCGCUUGUGAUGAGAUAGCAUUACGUUUGUGCAAAAUUUUAUCUAAACUCGAUGAGUCCUGCUCCAUUGUCAGAAUAUUUGCCCAAUCAAAUGAGGCCAGAAUGGAAACAAUCGAUGAUCUACUUUUGGAGUAUUCCAAUUUAUAUAGUGCGCACUUUUAUCCAGACGUUGAGGUGUUGCAUGAAUACCGUAUUGUUGUUUGCACAAUGUCUGUAGUGGCAAAACUUUCUCUGGGCAAAUUUGGGCGCUCGGAAAACGGUGGUGCAAAAUACACACAUUUAUUUAUUGAUGAAGUUGCUGCCUCGACAGAAGUGGAAGCUUUAAUGACCAUAACUUCGAUUUUGACACCGAAAUCAUGUUUAAUUAUUGCUGGUGAUAACAAGCAGUUGGGGCCAAUAGUUAAAUCAAAACGUGCUGAAGAAUUUAAAUUGGGCCAAUCACUAAUGGAUCGUCUUUUGGAGCGCGAAUGUUACCGAGUCAAUACGGAUACUGACAGUUAUGAUCGAACUAUACAAACACGCUUACGUUUAAAUUUCCGCUCACAUCCAGCAAUAGUAAAUCUAUACAGUGGCUUGUACUAUAAUCAUGCUUUAGAAGCAGAGGCUAAUUUGGCUGAUGUUUCAUUGGUUAAAAAUUGGCAUAAGGCUCCCAGCAAUGAUUUUCCAAUUAUUUUUGAUUCCGUUAAUGGCAAAACAUGUACUGACAACCAGUCAUCCAGUUCGUAUAAUUUUGAUGAAAUAAAUAUUGUCAUGGAGUAUGUGAAAGACUUGAUGUAUUUCGGUAUUAAUGGCCAGGAGGUGCAGCAGAGCGACAUUGGUGUUAUAUCGCCCUAUAAAAAGCAAUACAUUCGCAUACGCGAAGAAUUGAAUUUGCGCAGAUGGUAUCAAAUCGAGACUGGGUCCGUUGAAAACUUUCAGGGUAAAGAGAAGAACAUAAUAAUUGUCUCUUUCGUUCGAUCCAAUACACCGACCUUAGGAUUUUUGGAGAAUCCCAGGCGCUUGAAUGUUACGCUUUCUCGUGCCAAAUCACUUCUUAUACUGAUUGGUAAUGCCAAAACUCUAUCAAUCAAUGAAGAAUUUGAUUACAUUAUAAAAGAAUGCCAACGACAUAAGACUUUUAUUGUUAGGCCAGAGCCCCGCUCGUUUUUUGCCGGAAAAGGCGAGGAAAAGCGUCAAAAGAAUAGGAAAAAUGAAACUACCAGUCGCAAUAAAAUUAAUAAAGAACCUAAAGGAAAUGAAAAGCGGGAAGAAGUACAAAAGGGACCUCACCCUCAGCAUCAGCAAAAAUAUUCCAAAUAUGAAAUUGAUAAAGAGAAUAUACCAGAAGAUAAAAAUGAGGAGAAAAACGAUGUGGACGAUGACGAUGAUGAUGAUGAUGAUUCCGAUGAUGAUGGCCAAGAAGCUAUUGAAACCCCUAAAGGCAAAUCAAAUAGAUCUCAAAAUAUGAAGAAAAAAAAGUCGAGCAAUAACAUUGGUCAGAAAAAAAAGGUUGGAGUUCAAGAAAAACAGUCCCCAGUCAUGGAAAACCAAACUACCUUGGAAUUUGUGAAUAGCUCCUUAAAAGACCUAAAAUUGAAAAAUAAUGAUAGUAUGAAAAACCUAAAGAAGAAAAAAAAUCAUAAACGUCGUCAGCGUGGUGGAAAGAAAACUGCUUGUGUAGCCGGGGACGAAAAUGAAAAUGACGAAGAGGAGGAUGAAAUUGAUGUCGAAAAUAGUGAUAAUGAAGAGGAGGAAGAUGUAGAUGACGAAGACGAAGACGAAAAGCCAACGACGUCAAAAUCUUCCAGAAAAUUAAAUAGAGCCCAGCAAUUUAAAGCAAAAAAUGAAAUUAUGGCUAAAGGAAAACCCUUAGCAAAGGAAAUCGAAGUUUCUAAGGGGAAAUUAGAUGAUUUAUUCAGUGAAUUGCCUAAUGUACCAGACUCUGUCAAAACUUCUAACGUACAUAAUGAUCAAAAUCCAAUACCAACAACGUAUAAUAAUAGACCUACACCGCUGACAAACAUGCCGAAGCCUCAACCACACUAUUUUGUUCAACCGCAAAAUAACUUUAUUCAUCCCCAACAAAGAAUGCCUCAAAAUAAUCAAGCUAAUUAUAUGGGGUUCUCUCAACCUGUAAUGCAGUACAAUUCCCUGGGCAAUGACCAACAAAUGUUAAAUGCACAAGGAAUGCAGCAGCAUACUAUAUAUGGUACAGGGUUUAUGAAUCAUCAACAACGUCCCCUAAAUCCACAUUAUAUGCAACACCAACAAAUGGCAUGCCCCACACCGCAGUUUAAUCAUCAACAACCCAUUCCUCCAUAUUACCAACAUGGUAACACUUUUUUUGCUGGGAAUAAUAACAAUCAGAAUUGUCCCCGACCCACAUCUCACGUCUAUGGAAAUUUAAGAAUGCCAUUAGUCAAUGGCGAAUACUUUCAAACAGACGUUAAGAAGGAAAAAGAGGUAAAUAACAAAAAGCAAACCAAAAACGAUAAUGAAAAGCCGCCAAGACAUCAAGCCAGCAAAAAUAAUACGGGUGUCGAUAAGAAAAAUGAUGCAAAAACUAAGAGAAUCAAAAACAUUAAACAACAUCAAUACUUUGAAAGACCAGCAAGAUUUCAAGCCAAAAAAGGUAACAAAGAUAAAAAAGCCCAUAACGAUGACGAGGAUGACGAUGACGAUGAAGAGGAUAUUGACACGAAGCCUUCAACAUCGAAGUUGGGAGAAAAAGCACACUUGGCACAUUCGAUGAAAAAAAAAAAGCAACAUCAAAACGACACAAAAGUUGCUAAAGUUUUGAAGAGCGUUGGCAUGACGCAAAAUAACACCAAAGCAAGUGUGGAAAUAAAAGACGCAGUUCAACCGUUGUCUCCAAAGCCAUCAUCAAAAAUUAAGAAACCUACGAUAUCAGUAGAAACUCAAUCUACCAUUGAUGAUGAAGUUGCCAAGAAGAACAAAAAAACUCAAGAGAGCACACCCUUGGCUUCUAACAUUAACUCUAAUGCCACUCACCAAAAAACUUUUGAUGCGAAGCUAAGCGAACUUAGAGCGGGUGCUGAUAAGAGGCCAGGGUUAUCAUUUGAACAAUUUCAACAUAUGAUGGCUAAGAGAGGAAACAAAAAUGGUGAUUCAGUCAUUGCCUCAAAGCCACCUGCAGUCAUUUCCAAAAAUUUAUUCAAUCAAAAUAUGGAAUCAGGCGCCAGAACUCAAAUGACUGAGAUUUCUGCAACAACAUCAGCAAUUCAACCACUAUCAAAUCAAGUAAAAUUCGAUCCAAGUUCUUCGAAUGUUAGUUCAGUCCAAAUCAAAUCUCUCUAUGCUUCGAAACCUUAUAAUAGUUUAGAUAAAACACCCUCACAACAAGAUGGUGGCACACGACUUGCCACAAGUUCGUUAAGUCGUCCAACUGCUUUUGUGAAUGCCACCGUAGCGGGUCAAAACGCUGGUGGAAACAUUUCCCGUACUACAACAAAUAUUUCGUCAACACCUUUAAUAAAUAAUUUACCAAUAGAUACUGCUGAAAGAGUAUAUCCUACAUCAAAUGUGGGAUUAGGUGUUUCUAACCCUACUCCUGUAUCCGGAUAUUCCUCAACCUCUUUAAAUAGGAACGCAGCAAUAACAAAUAUUAAUCCUGGUUUGAAUUCACCCAUAUCGGUGGCAACAAAUACAGUUCAUACACAUCAAGGAACAUCGUAUAGUCAACCACAUCGUCCAAUUAGAAAUUUGCAGCCUCAAACAAAGAAGGAUGAUAAAUGCGUUAUAGCUUAAGUUAUAUUUCAUUAUUGCAAUAUUCUUGUCAGCUCGAAUGGGUAUAGUGUAAACCAUUAUAGCUGUGGGUGUGUGUUUUGUGUUCUAGUAUGAAGAUCGUAUAUUUUUUCCAAUGAUAGGAAAUGUGAUAGGAAAUUGUGUUUUAAGAUUUUGUUAUAUUGCAUUGCAACUUUUUAUUUAUUGUUUUUUUUUUUUUUUUUUUUUUUUUUUUAAGUUUUUUAAAACUUUAUUUACUUUUGUAAGCAAUAACCCUACUGCUUUGUAGGUGUUGUGGUCAAAAAAUAUUUUAGAAGUCUUUAUGCCAUAUUUAUGCGUGUGUAUAUGAUGGCAUAAAUUGAUUUCAAAUUAUAAGAUGACACACAAUCUCAAAUCAAUUUGUUGUUAUUAGACUCAGGAGGCCUACAUCUUGAAGUUGAAAAUUCAUAAACCUUUUUUGUUUAUAGUCUUGUGAUUGCAUCUAGUUUUGGCUUCCCAAAUAAUGUUUUUCAUUUUGAAGGUCUCAUGUGUUAAAAAAAUGCUGGUAUUACCGUGGUUAUUACAGGGAAUUAAGUGGUUAAAGUGGCAGUGCUACUUUAGUGUUUACACCACCUACCAUGGACUCGAUUUGAUAUAUAUUUUGUAAUCAUAUCAAUUUGGGAACUUUCAAGGUUUGGACUUUCUUUCCCUCGAAUGUAACAUAACAUUAGAGUAUCAUAUUUGGGUUUAUAAUAGUAUUCGGGUUUGGUCACGCCAAUGGGAAGUUUCAGUUUUCAGUUGAACAUUGGCACAGUAUAGGUACAUUAUUCGUCUGUAGCUUGCCUAAUCUUUGAUUAGUCUGCCUUAACCCUGUGGUCUGACAUUAAUGUCCCUUUAGAAAGACAUUUCAUUCGUAAAUGUUAGAGAGGUUUGAUAAUGACUUCAUCCUUACAAUCAAAUUUAUGCUGCCAUAUUCUGCAAUUCGUUAAUGUGAUGGAAAAGAGUAAGGUAGGGGAAACCAACAUACUCUAUAAAAGCGCCUAGAGCCAGGGGGAUCGAAGAGAAGUUGUCAUCGGUGAUAUUUUCGUCCAUUUAGCAACUUAAGGCUUCUAAGGUUACUCCCAAAUGAUAAGAGAAUAGCCUGUCUCAUUGCAUUUCUUACGCUGUCCCAGAAUUCUGGAAUGCUCAUAAUUAGAAUUCAGCUUUACGCAAAACUAGAGAGCACGACGCUUUGUGCCUUUUUUUUAAUGCAUUCAGGUAACUGUUGUAGAUUUCACCUUUACUCAGCAGCUGACUAUGGUGUCCUUCCCCAUGCACCAGCCAUUUCUUUGGCCUUAUUCCCAGACCCCUUACUUUCCAGCCGUUGUACACGGUUUAGGGACCAAUGAGCAAUUGUUUUUUUAGAGUUUAACGCAGGUUUGUGAUGUAUUUAGACCAGGGUUUUUUUUCAAGGUCUAGGGACCUAUAACCCAUAGUUUUACGCCGAAAAUUUAUUAUAUCUCAGCGAUUUCAUAUUUUUGCUUGCGGUUAACUUAGAAAAGGUACUAUAUUGGACUAUAUCUUAAUAUAGCCAAUAUUUUGGUCGAAAUUGAGUUGUUACUAUUUUGCUUCCAUAGAAGACGCAAUUUGAUUUUACUUGAAACUACUAUGUGUAGCAGAAACAGAUUACAAUUUAGUUUCCAUUACUAAAAGGCACGCAAAAUGGGAAGAAGGGCAAUGUCUUCUCCUUCCUUCCUUCACAGGACCUUGAUGACAGUGCAAAAUACAGCAUCAGCUAGAGCGCUUUUUUGGCCUGGCUCAUUAUUCUCUACUAUCCCGAACCCAGCAAAGUGUAAUAGUCUUCCCCAUGGUUCUAAGAUGCUCUUUGCAAUUCCGAACCAUACUCGACCUCAAAAUGGCCGUGCCACAGCUUUCAAAGUCUUCAGCUGUUUACACUCCGUGAUGAUCUGAUCGAACAAUUGUUUUGCAUUGAAAUCAUCUUAAGGGUUUUCAGGAUCGCGAAAACCUCGAUCUGAAAUACGCUACACCAUAAUGCGACUCUUGCCUCCUUCAAUCUUGCCCCAAAUGUGUACGCAGACAGUCCAGGAAAGCGUUAUAUCACCAGCCCAGAGCACCCUCUUAGGGAAAACGAGGUACAUGCCUUAGCAGAACAGUACAAUGUCCAAAGUUUGGGAAUCAUCAAGUUUCUGACUCCUUCAAUCUGGAGGGUAUGGUCGAGUGAGUGUCGUCAAAGAACCCAUGAGUAUCCCUUUGACCCCACACCUUGAGGAUCCUUCUCCAUUAAAUUUUCUGGUCAAGAAUCACUUCAAGAUAUCUAUCUGGGGCCAAUAUGGACUGAUUCUGUUCAGUAAAAAUUGUAUUUAGUCUUGUUAAAAGACCAGUCUACAUAUUCUUCUUACAUAUUACGGGAAAAUUCAAAAUAUGAAUAGGGCUGAGGUAUCAAGAUGUAGAUUACAUCAUGUUAAUGGGCUGCGAUUCGUUUGAAAAUAAAACUAUUUUUAGCUAUCGCUUAAAAUAUUUGUUUAAGAACAUUAUUCAAUGUUUGCUUAUGCAGCUAAAUCUCCUUUACAUAAAGCUUGACUAUAUUAUUUGAAAUAUAAGACAUUUUUUUUUCCAACAAUUUGGUAUGGCAUUAUUAUACAUGUGGCUAAAGAACUGUGACUGUUAUUACUUUGUCAUCGAUAGAGUGUUUAUUUUAGCUUGAAAAUUACUACGUUGCAAAACGCUAUAUCUGCAUUGUUUGAAUUACAAAUGAUGUAUUUAU
Stomoxys calcitrans (stable fly) is the source of this 8537-nucleotide messenger RNA. RefSeq lists its product as uncharacterized. Gene Ontology annotation, molecular function: RNA binding; 5'-3' RNA helicase activity. The coding region runs from base 185 to 5818 and encodes 1877 amino acids. Gene Ontology annotation, biological process: regulatory ncRNA-mediated post-transcriptional gene silencing. The record is from RefSeq and is a predicted model, not a curated record. NCBI's taxonomy places the organism in Eukaryota, Metazoa, Arthropoda, Insecta, Diptera, Muscidae. Gene Ontology annotation, cellular component: cytosol; P granule. The transcript is spliced from 16 exons.